GAGAGAGUUGCAGCAGCCCUACGAGGAAGAGAGAGAGGGAGAGUGCUAAUGUGUUGAAGAAGGAGGGGGUGUAGAGAAGAGGUGCACUCAAUCACUACUGAGCCACUUCAGCUCACAUCUCAAACCCAGCAGCUCCCUCUCUUCUCUCUUCCUCUUCUCCUCUGUUCUGCUCCUCUCUUCCAGGUGAAUGAACGAAUACAGCCUGAGAGAGAGAGAGAGAGAGAGAGAGAGAGAGAGAGAGAGAGAGAGACAGAGAGAGAGAGAGAGGGAGGAAACACAAGGCAGCAAUACAGGAGGUUAGUAAUCAGCUUGGCGAGUUAGCAGCUUGUUUCCUGGAGUGAGUCGUCCCAGCUGAGCACCGUGGAGAGAACAGGAACCAAUCAUCUCUUCUUGUGUAUCUGUCCAGACAGAGAAAAGUGGGAUAGCAGGAGCUCGUUUUUGGGAAGAAAGCUGGACCACAGAUCCUCUGCCAACUGAAAGAGGAGCAGCACCAGAAGCAGACAAGAAGAAGAGAAACAUACCGUGGAGUAAUUGAAGAGAGUUUGACAACUUCAAGAAGAGAAACAUACCGUGGAGUAAUUGAAGAGAGCUUGCACCUGAUGGAAUGAGAAGAGACUUAAGACACACAAAGAAACUGAAAGAGAAAGUCAAGGAGAGAGAGAGAAAGAGAGACCCUUCUGGUUAAUCAAGAUAAGACUCUUUCGGUGUUCUUCUCUGCUCUGCCAAGUGUGACAACCCUCCAUCUCCCCUCUCCACCUCCCCUCAUCCUUCUCCCUCUCCUACCCCUGUCCUCAUCUCACCUGAGAUGGGCCGGCUGCUGGCCCUGGUCUACCUGGUGUACCUGUCGACUGCAGUGAUUGGCUCAGAGAAACAGCAGCACCGGGUGCAGCAUGGACCCUGCAGUUACACCUUCAUUCUCCCCGAGGUGGAACACUGCCAGCCCCUCAAAGACUUCCAGGUCACCAACUCCCUCCAGAGGGAUUCCCCACCACCGCCACCACCGCCAGCCCCAGACCCAGGAUCGAGUCACCCUGAGCAGGCCAAAGCCCAGCCCACUACUAGGUCCUCAUGGCAGGAGAGGAAGAUGGAGAGUCUGGAGAGCUCCACAGAGAAUAAUACACAAUGGUUGCAGAAGCUGGAGAGGUCCAUCCAGGAAAACCUGCGUUCUGCAAUGGAGGAGAUGAAGAGGAACGCUGUUCACACCCAGACGGCGGCCAUGUUGGAGAUCGGGACCAACCUCCUCAGCAAAUCAGCUGAGCAGACCCUCAAACUGACAGAUGUGGAGACCAAGGUGCUGAACCAGACCAGUAGAAUGGAGAUUCAGCUGUUAGAGUAUUCUCUGUUCACUAACCGUCUAGAGAAACACGUCCUCCAGCAGAAUCAGGAGAUCUCACGACUCAAUGAUAAAAGCAGUUUGCUAGAGCAAAGGUUCUCAGCUUUAGAGGCCGGGCACGUUAAGGAGCUCCAGGAUCUUCAGAGGGAGAAACAGCAGUUGCAGGACAUGCUGGAGAGACAGAGGCGCCUGGUCACCCAGCUAAAUGGAGAGCUGGGGACCUCCACACACAACAGCACACUACUGCAGAAACAGCAGGCUAUACUGACUGACACCGUGCAGCAGCUGCUAGCCAUGGUCACCCACUGCAAUGAUAUACCCACUACACCCAAAGAGGAGCCAGUGAUCCACAGAAACUGUGCUGAAAUCUUCCGAUCUGGGCUCACAGAGAAUGGUGUCCACAGCAUACGACCCCCGAACUCUACCCGCACAGUGAAGGUGUUCUGUGAUAUGAAGACGAGAGGUGGGGGCUGGACUGUGCUGCAGCAUCGUAGAGACGGAGCCGUGGAUUUCCACCGUGGAUGGAGGGAUUACAAGAUGGGUUUUGGGGAUCCCUCGGGAGAGUACUGGGCAGGAAAUGACCUCAUCCACCUGCUGACCAUCUCCCAAGAGUACAGUCUCCAGGUGCAGCUGAAGGAUGCUGAGGGGAACGAAGCUUACUCCCACUAUAAUCACUUCUACAUAGACGCAGAGAACAAAAACUACAGUCUCCAUGCCCAGGGGUUCAGUGGUACCGCCGGCCGCACCAGCAGUCUCACCCAGCCUGGGACCCAGUUCAGCACCAAGGACCGAGACAACGACCGCUGCUCCUGCAAGUGUGCCCAGAUGGCUUCUGGAGGUUGGUGGUUUGAGGCGUGUGGUCCAUCCAACCUGAACGGUAUCUACUACUCUGGCGUCUCCAACGUGGUCCGUUACAACGGCAUCAAGUGGUACUACUGGAAGGGACCCAGCCUCAUGACUACAGUGACCACCAUGAUGGUUCGACCCGCAGGCUUCUAAAGGCAUAACGGCGGCGAUCGUCGAUGACGUCACCCCGACUGACUAAAUCACAGACUGAUAUAUGAGCGCUUCUCGAAUAAGGAUGUUUUGCCAGACAUGUGGAAUAUGAUACCGGAGGUUUUUUAGAGGUUUUUAAUUGACUGUGUUUGAAAAGAACAGAUCUGUUAUUUUCUGAAAAUGUAUUCUGUCUUAGAAACGUUUCCCGCUGAGAUGGCACACAGGCCACCGUAAAUGUGUGUUUUAGAAAUGGGAUUGUACAUAUAUUGUAGAUGCAUAAUGGCAUAUUAUGGCUUACUGCUACUCCACUUUCACUGUCCAGAAAACGUUAACAGCAAUUCUUCCUGACUGUUUCCCGCCACUCAGAGAUGCAAAACCCUUUUUUUGUAAAACCCUUUUUUUAAAGGAGAUAAUUAUUCUCAUAAAAGUGCAUGAUAAAUAAACACAGGAGUUUCUACAAGCUUAUUUACUUUCCCAACUGUAUAUUUGUGAUAGAAGGUAAAAAACAUUAUUUUACAGAAAAAAUAAGCGAAAUAAAAUAA
Oncorhynchus nerka (sockeye salmon) is the source of this 2871-nucleotide messenger RNA. RefSeq names its product angiopoietin-2-like. Lineage: Eukaryota; Metazoa; Chordata; Actinopteri; Salmoniformes; Salmonidae. The transcript is spliced from 9 exons. The record is from RefSeq and is a predicted model, not a curated record. Gene Ontology annotation, biological process: Tie signaling pathway. Gene Ontology annotation, molecular function: receptor tyrosine kinase binding. Bases 806 to 2332 code for a protein of 508 amino acids.